UUCUAGUAUUAUUAAGAUGUAUAAUGUUACUAACUAACCUAUCUUAUAGAUUUUAUCUAGAUCUAACAUUUGGACUAGAUAGUUAAGGUUUUACCUAGGAGCUCCACCAUUAGCAGAUCUUAAGUCAUUUGUGCCCUGCCCAUUUCGGGGACCAAAACUGAAAGUUCUAUUUUAUAUGUAAUCUAAUCAAGAUAGUUACAAUUAAUGUACUGAACAAUAGUUGGACUUCAUCUAGAUUAACCAUUUUUUCAUUACAAAAAAAAUGUCUUAUUCAGUCCCAAAAAUUGGCAGGGACCAGGGUAUUCAUGUUCAUGUUCUUGUUGACAUUUUUAUUUAUGUACUUGAAUGCAUGGUGUAGUAAAAUUAUUGUAACUUUAAUCUCUACCUAUGUGUCAAAUCAUUGUGAAACCGAUUUGUAUAUCAUUGACUUUUAUAAUAUUUUGUCUCAUUUUUUUUCUUGUUUUUAUUAUCGCAGAUGUGGCUGUGCAACUUAGAGAAGGAGAUAUCUAAAACAAAGCAGACCGGAUAAAGGCUAUGAUGUUUUGGUGCAAUGGCAUUUGAAUGGUGCAAACAACAUUGUUCAUUCACCACUCCUUCAGUGGACAGGGAAGAUGACAAAAGGGAAAGAGGUGAUCAUGGACUAUGAAGGGACUCUGUGGCAAGGAAUCGUUCUCGAUUCAGAAUAUCUUGAAGAUUCAGAAUCGUCUGAUGAGGAAUUUGACAUCCCCCUGGCACGACUUUCUGACAAAUAUGCAGAAGCAAAACUUGGUCCUCUACCCGUAUCAUCGCCAUCACUUCCUGAAGAUUCAACAGGAUGUGGAUCUGGAUUGCCUGAACCAAUAUCCAUCGCAAGUGACCAGAUAACACAGUCUGAUGAGGAAUUUGACAUCCCCCUGGCACGACUUUCUGACAAAUAUGCAGAAGCAAAACUUGGUCCUCUACCCGUAUCAUCGCCAUCACUUCCUGAAGAUUCAACAGGAUGUGGAUCUGGAUUGCCUGAACCAAUAUCCAUCGCAAGUGACCAGAUAACACAGUCUGAUGAGGAAUUUGACAUCCCCCUGGCACGACUUUCUGACAAAUAUGCAGAAGCAAAACUUGGUCCUCUACCCGUAUCAUUGCCAUCACUUCCUGAAGAUUCAACAGGAUGUGGAUCUGGAUUGCCUGAACCAAUAUCCAUCGCAAGUGACCAGAUAACACAGUCUGAUGAGGAAUUUGACAUCCCCCUGGCACGACUUUCUGACAAAUAUGCAGGUAUUACACUCCUUUUCCCAAUUUGAUAGAUAAGAUAAGAUAAGAUUUUAUUAAACUCUAUCGAACCCCGAUCGGGAGUAUGAGAGUCUCAACAAGAACAUAUUGACAAUAAUGAAUUUGUGCAUGAAAAAAUGACCAUAUUUACAAUAAUGAAUAUGCAUAUACAAA
This is a messenger RNA of Strongylocentrotus purpuratus (purple sea urchin), 1419 nucleotides long. RefSeq lists its product as uncharacterized. The transcript has 5 exons. The record is from RefSeq and is a predicted model, not a curated record. Bases 612 to 1277 code for a protein of 221 amino acids. Lineage: Eukaryota; Metazoa; Echinodermata; Echinoidea; Camarodonta; Strongylocentrotidae.